This is a messenger RNA of Necator americanus (New World hookworm), 1698 nucleotides long. RefSeq lists its product as uncharacterized. Bases 1 to 1698 code for a protein of 565 amino acids. Lineage: Eukaryota; Metazoa; Nematoda; Chromadorea; Rhabditida; Ancylostomatidae. The transcript has 11 exons. The record is from RefSeq and is a predicted model, not a curated record.
AUGAAAUUCUUUUCCACCACUUCCAGUUUGUUUUUCCUUUCAAGCAUAUUACAUAUCGCACAGAAUGAAGAAGACAAAUACCUCAUCACGCUUGUCUAUCGAUUCGUCUUUGCAAAUGAGGCCAUAUGUGGAGAUCCAUUCAUUGAUCCUGACUGGCUACCAGCAGCUGAGCAGUGUUUUGUGAAUUGUGAUCCAACAGUUCAUAUGUGUAUGAUUCAUACUAGGACAAAUGUCCAGAAAUGUAGACUCUUUUCGCGUGAAUGUCAAGCAGCUAUACGAAAACAUCUUGGGUGGUCGUCAACGGUUGUGAGCGUUUAUCGACCGGCGGAGAUCACCACCACAAUGCCGGCAUUUAUUACUGCUCAGCAGGAACCGAAUGCGGACCGUUCAGCUGUCGAGGCAGCGGAGAACAUUGAAAGAGAUUUGAUGGGACUCGGUAAUCCCUCACCGCUUCCCUCUUCAGAAGGACUAAGUUCAAAAGAAGCUUCCGUAUCGGUCGAGGUGAUAACUCCACCAUCGAACACGAAUACACAGGACUGGAUUGGAACUCCACCACUUGAGGAGAACGGUUACUCUUCCGACGAAGCGCAAAGUUUCGUGACGGAAGCGGCACAAAAUGGCUACGAUGGAGCAUCCGAGCCGGCCACGGAAUACGAUGGUGGUGGACUAAAUCACAAUAAUAUUGAAUCGGUUCCGGAAGAACAAGAGACGAAUGUGCCUCAGGAAGAAAUCGAUUACGCUCCAGUGACAAUCACUCCAAAAAAGCUUAAAAUGAAGAUUAUUCCUCCUAACAGGGAGUUACCAUCGCCGCCGGGUUUUCCUCCGUUCUACCUGAAAACGCGUAGCCCUCCGCCGUUCGCAGUUAUACCACCAACACAACCGGAGCCAGAACUAGUACCAAAAUAUAUAAAUUUCUUGGAACUACCCGAUGAUAACGACAUAACGGUGCCAAUUACGUCAUCAAACUCUCCAAAACCUCCUGGAUUUCGUCCGCUUUUUUCCGAAGAAUUGAAUUUUGAAACAGACACGAAACCAGAGGUAAAAAUCCGGAAGAAAUUAUACGAAGACUCGGAAGCAUCUACAUGGGAUCAUCGAACUCUGAUACACACUCUGCAACCUUUUCCACCAGUGUUUAAAGGAGUAUCCAGUGGCGAACGUCUGGAAAUCCCUCAUGCUUCGAUAUUUCCUCCAGAAAAUGAAGAAAACAGCAUUGGAGCUCGUUUUGAGGUUCUACCUCCAUAUCAACCAUUACGUCAUGCUAUAAAAGUUGGAACAUUCGAUAGAAGCUUAAUAUCUCUUCCGGAACAGAGGCGUAUUCAUCAUUACACAAAUCCGAAUUCACGACAUAAAAUUAUUGCCGAAGUUCAACCGGAAAAGGCACGUGAUCAUAGUAGUCGUUGUUGCGAAUGGUCGUUGAAUGGAUUGUGCGAUAGUCAUUGGCAAAGAAUUCGUCAUAUUUGCCCAAAAAGCUGUGGAACACUGUUAUGUGAAGAUAUCGAAGGUAUCAAAUCAUGUACGCGAGUUGUUGACGUGGACGUGGAAGACUGCUUUCAGGCGGCGAGGCUGACCAGGUACUUCGGCUUGAAGAAUGCAGAGACAGAUGAGGAGAAAAGAAUCAUCAUUGACGGAAUCAUACAACAAAAAUUAGGUCGAUUGGGGACGAAACGCAAAGCUCAAAAAAAGCGUCGUAAGCAUUAA